AUGAAGUCUUCCAUCAUCCUCGGUGCUGGCCUUCUCUCUGGUGCCAUGGCUCAGGGCGCCUGUGGCACUGGCUGUAUCUCCGCCAUGCAGGGUCUCGCCUCUGACCUGGGCUGCACCGCCGGCGACAACGCCUGCCUCUGCCGCAACGCCAACUUCGCCUAUGGCAUCCGCGACUGCUCUUUCCAGAGCUGCGCCCAGGCUUCUGAUGCUGAGGCCGCUGUCGCCUCUGGUAUUGAGCUCUGCCGCCAGGCCGGUGUUGUUGUCACCGUGAUCCCCGGUGCCACUGUCACUCAGCCCACUGGCACUGUCACUGCCACUGCCACCGCCGCUCCGAUCGUUUCCUCGAUCUUCUCUGAGAUCACCUCUGGUGGCAGCACUCUGACCACUCUCCUUGGCGUCACUACCCUCACUGGUGCUGCCUCUGGUGGCGGCGAGUCUGCGACCCCUAGCCCGGUUUCCACCUCCACCUUCACCACUGUCAUCACCAGCGGCGAAUCUACCAUCACCUCCACUGGCGAGACCACCCUCUUCGGCAUUGGUGGUGUCCCCGGAGCCACCUCUGCUCCCCAGACUGCUGUCACUACCGAGCCCAUUGUUAGCACCAUCACCUCCGAUGGCAGCGUCAUCACCUCCACCAUUGGCUCGACCACUCUCCUCUCUUCCGUCACUGGAAGCGCGGCCUCUAGUGCUCUCUCCAGCCAGGCCAGCGAGGCUACUGGUGCCACCACCACUGGCGGUUCUGCUUCUGCCUCUGGCUCUGCCACUGGCACCGCUGCCAGCUCCAGCUCCAGCGGCCUUGCCAAGGCGACUGCUGUCCCCGUUGCUGGCUUCCUGGCUGCCGCUGGCUUUGCCGCCAUGUUCAUCUAA
Molecule: messenger RNA, 867 nt
Organism: Colletotrichum godetiae
Lineage: Eukaryota; Fungi; Ascomycota; Sordariomycetes; Glomerellales; Glomerellaceae
Exons: 4
Coding region: 1-867 (288 amino acids)
Source: RefSeq, a predicted model, not a curated record